AUGGUAGAAAACACCGAGAGUUCUGACACGAAAAACUUCUAUAACGUAAGCCCACUUCUGACUGAGAGUGACUAUGAGUCCCUGAAGAUAUUUGCCGGCGGCCUCACAAGGUCAACGACACCAGAGGACCUGAAAGAAUACUUUUCCAAGUAUGGAGAAGUGACACAUACUGAAAUAGUUCGAGAUAAGAAUACAGGUAGGAGCAGAGGGUUUGGGUUUGUUACAUUUGCAGAUAGGGAUUCUGUAAAUACAGUUUUGAGGAAGGUUCAUAAGAUCGAUGGCGUUGAAGCAGACGUUAAACUUGCUGUCAGAAAGGAAAAAUCUAAGAUUCUGGCCCCUCAGUAUGACCAAACAAAGAGAAUCUUUGUCGGAGGAGUGUCAGAGAAGAUAACUGAGUCCUAUUUCAGGGACUAUUUCGCUAGAUACGGACCCAUCACAUCGUAUAACUACCUUGUUGACAGGGCCACUAACAGGCCCAGGGGAUACGGGUUUGUAAUUUACGAGAACAUGGAAGACGCAGAGAAAUCUAUCGGUAUGCACCUUUCGUUGGGAAGAAACUGCGAAGCUAAGUUUGCCGAGCCCAAAUACCCUGAAAAGGAAGAGACCAUGAUCAGCGAUUUCGACUACUCAGCUUACUACUACGCCCAGGCAAAUCUUCUAUACUCUCAGUACCUAUCUCAAUUGUAUAACGGCCAAACAAAUCCUGAGUCAUCAAGUACUGACGAGAAUUCUACAAAUAGAUCUAGAGAGUCAAGUCCUCAUCGCAGGCGUGAACGAUCUUCUGACCGAAAGAGGUCGAGAAGAAGUCGCACUAGGUCAAGAUCUAGGACGAGAUCAAGGUCCAGAUCAAGAUCCAGGCACAGAUCAAGAUCAAGUUCUCGAUCUUACAGUAGAAGGAAACACAGGCGUUAG
Messenger RNA from Theileria annulata, 912 nucleotides. RefSeq names its product RNA-binding (SR) protein, putative. The coding region runs from base 1 to 912 and encodes 303 amino acids. The transcript has a single exon. NCBI's taxonomy places the organism in Eukaryota, Apicomplexa, Aconoidasida, Piroplasmida, Theileriidae. Gene Ontology annotation, molecular function: RNA binding. The record is from RefSeq and is a predicted model, not a curated record.